Wyeomyia smithii (pitcher-plant mosquito) is the source of this 1293-nucleotide messenger RNA. RefSeq lists its product as uncharacterized. Bases 121 to 696 code for a protein of 191 amino acids. Lineage: Eukaryota; Metazoa; Arthropoda; Insecta; Diptera; Culicidae. The record is from RefSeq and is a predicted model, not a curated record. The transcript has 2 exons.
UGCAGACGAAUAGUGCUCCGCAAAAGGUUUGAUGAUUCCAGUUUAAUAGCGUUUUCAUUCGACGGCAGAAAAGAUGAUACUUAUACGAGAGAAAAAAUUGAUGGUUAGUAUCAUAGUAGGAUGGUAAAAGAACCUCACCUUGUUAUUUUGAGAGAACCGAAUUCUCGAUUGAUUGGUUACGCAAGACUGGUAGAGGAAAGUGCUGAAUACAAAACAACAAAAUUGAAUGAAUUUUUCAACGAUAAAAACAUAUCUCUGGAUGCAUUGAUUGGCAUAUGCACUGACGGUGAGCCAACAAACACUGGCACACACGGUGGAAUUAUACGAAGAUUCGAAUUGCUGCUAAAAAGACCAUUGCAUUGGUUUGUUUGCCUUCUACACUUCAACGAACUUCCGUUUCGACAUUUGUUUGGGGUUUUGGAUAAAUCAUCCACCACUGGACCAACAUCAACAACCGGGAAACUAAGCAAGCAAAUUGAAAAUUCUGAAGCUCUUCCGGUGGUGAGCGACUUUCAGAGAAUGGCGUUGGAAAAUAUGCCUCCUGUUGCAGAACAGCACGAAUAUUCCACCGAUUCGCAGUACUUAUACGACAUGGCACAUGCAAUUUCUAAUGGCGUGGUUUCUGUGGAUCUGGCUAACAUAAAACCAGGGAAAAUUGUACAUUCUCGCUGGCUCACCAAGGCCGCUAGAUUAUAACGAUUAUAUGUGACAAUGAAAAAACCACCUAAAAAUUUAAGAAUUCUGGUUGAAUUUAUAAUUAAGGUUUAUGUGCCAAUGUAUUUUAAUAUCAAGUAUUACAGCUCUGUCGUGUACGGUAGUGUAUUAUUUUUCAAGUACAUUACUUGGGCACAAUCUCUGGAGCCAAAUUUACGCACUGUUGUCAAUCAUGUAAUUAAAAAUAAUCCAUAUUUUGCACAUUCGGAAAAUAUCUUGCUAUCAAUGUUGUUUGAUGAUAGGAAAGAGGUGCGCGACUCUGCUAUCAAGAAAAUUUUACGAUAUCGAGACAAUGUUGAAGACCCAUCGGAACUUAGAGAAUAUAAAAAACCAGAUAUAAACUUCCAUUGCUUCGAUUACACGAAAAUGAUCGAUUUGACUGAUAAAAAUAACGUAUUUGAAUCACCAUUCACGCGAAUCAUUCCCUAUGAAACAUUGAUAGCAUAUUUAAAUGAAGAUGAUUCACCAUUUACUGAUCCGCAUAUUCCAUUACAUAUACAAGGAACGGAACAACACGUUCAACUGCUAGCUAGCGUUUCCAAACGAGUAAUAUCGGAAAAUGUAGAGGCUGUUAUGGAG